Messenger RNA from Brassica napus (rape), 1037 nucleotides. RefSeq names its product ran guanine nucleotide release factor. Gene Ontology annotation, molecular function: guanyl-nucleotide exchange factor activity; small GTPase binding. Gene Ontology annotation, biological process: protein import into nucleus. Gene Ontology annotation, cellular component: nucleus. NCBI's taxonomy places the organism in Eukaryota, Viridiplantae, Streptophyta, Magnoliopsida, Brassicales, Brassicaceae. Bases 224 to 832 code for a protein of 202 amino acids. The record is from RefSeq and is a predicted model, not a curated record. The transcript is spliced from 8 exons.
CCGGAAAUUCAUUGCACUGGGAAAAAACGACUUCCUUUGGUUAUUUUCUCCGAAGCGUUGGAAUGACGCGCGCCCAGCGUUAAAACAAAGCUCGCGUCAAAGUGAAGCUGCUUUCGAUUGAUACACCAAACAAGUAUUUAAACUUCCUGUCUGAUUCGAUUCCUCCUCCUACUACAACUCUUUCCUCUUAAUACUUUUGCCAUUCAAAUCAAUCGCGUGAAACAUGUCUAAUGAGUUGUGUCCGGAGAGGCCUUUGUUUGGCGGCGCAAUCUCCAGUGCCUUCCCUCAAAGAUUCCAGGAUGCGAGUAAUAUCCGACAAGUUCCAGAUCAUCAGGAAGUGUUUGUGGAUCCUUCAAGGGAUGAGAGUUUGAUUUUUGAGCUUUUGGAUUUCAAGCCUGACGUUGGGGACAUUGGCAGUGCUUCUUGGUUCCUUCAUGAUCUUGCUCGUGAGCAAGAUGCCCAAGGUUUCAAGUUGAUUGAGCAAUCACAUGUCAUUGAUGUGCCUGGAUUGUCUUAUAGAAACAUCCCUGCCAUUGCCACAACUGCUAUUGGAGAGAUGGCUAUAUCCAAAGGAAGACAGGGAAGAGAGGCACAAAACCUAUUGAAGGUUUAUGUGGCGAAUAUUCGUCUUAAGGGAGUUGAAACAGAUGUCUUAGUGACUGCGUAUGAACCUAUUCUCAUCAACCCGUUGAGUGAAAGUGCGAAUGCAGUAGGAUCUGGUUUAGCUGUACCAGCUUCACAAUCUGGAAUAAUGCCAAUGUGUGAUGUCAUUAAACAAUCACUCUCUACCUUCAAAGUCAAUGACUGGAGUCUUUUUGGUUCCUCUGCUUAAAUCUAUAUUUGUAUGCGUCAUCAGCAAGACGAAGCAAAUGCAAAGCUGCCAUUUUGUGUUUUUUUUUUAACUUAUUUUGGAGUUAUCCAAACUAGUCGAUUGAGAGACCUAGUUAUUAUCUUUAAGCAUUGUUCUUUAGCUUCUGAGUAAUGAGUUUAUUAUCACACCCCUUGAAUUCAAUAUAGAUGAAUCCAUUUGUUUCUUA